Odontomachus brunneus is the source of this 699-nucleotide messenger RNA. RefSeq names its product enhancer of rudimentary homolog (gene e(r)). The coding region runs from base 283 to 594 and encodes 103 amino acids. NCBI's taxonomy places the organism in Eukaryota, Metazoa, Arthropoda, Insecta, Hymenoptera, Formicidae. The transcript is spliced from 4 exons. The record is from RefSeq and is a predicted model, not a curated record.
UAGUUUAAUAGAAUUGUUAGAAUACGUAAAAACGAUUAAUUGAACAAAGAUAAAAUCGGCAAGAACAUUAAUUAAUUGGAAAGGAAGUAUCAGUUAUUUCGUUUAAUCAAUAAACAUCAUCCAUGCCUACCGCAACAAUUUUGACCGCCAUUUUAGUUUGUCCGCCUUGAUUUAAAGUUAUCGGGAAAGAAAGCAAUAGAUCUGUUGCUUUUAAAUUAUUGAUUAUUGCAAUAAGUUUGACCCAACAUUUCGCCUUAACCAGCGACAAGCGUGCAUACGAAAAUGUCUCAUACAAUACUACUUGUACAGCCUGGUCACAGACCUGAAACAAGGACAUAUUCGGAUUAUGAAAGCGUUAAUGAGUGCAUGGAAGGUGUUUGUAAAAUUUAUGAAGAACAUCUGAAAAGACGAAACCCAAAUACACCAACUAUUACCUAUGACAUCAGUCAGUUAUUUGAUUUUGUCGACCAAUUAACGGACUUAUCAUGUCUUGUAUACCAAAAAUCAACCAAUACAUAUGCCCCAUACAAUAAGGACUGGAUUAAAGAAAAAAUAUAUGUAUUACUGCGUAGAGCUGCAGGGCAUAACGAGUAAAUAAUACAUAAAAAUAGAUAUAUAUGUUUACAUGCAUAAGAUAAUUUUAAGUACACAAUACAACCUUAUUACCUUGUAAUAAAUGCAUAAGUUAUAUUAUUUUAA